Plectropomus leopardus (leopard coralgrouper) is the source of this 816-nucleotide messenger RNA. It is a transcript of the gene nkx1-2a, whose product is annotated as NK1 homeobox 2a. Gene Ontology annotation, biological process: regulation of transcription by RNA polymerase II; cell differentiation. NCBI's taxonomy places the organism in Eukaryota, Metazoa, Chordata, Actinopteri, Perciformes, Serranidae. Gene Ontology annotation, cellular component: nucleus. Gene Ontology annotation, molecular function: RNA polymerase II cis-regulatory region sequence-specific DNA binding; DNA-binding transcription factor activity, RNA polymerase II-specific. The record is from RefSeq and is a predicted model, not a curated record.
AUGCUGGACCCUAAAGACCGUGGAGUGACAAUGACGCCCAGUCACAAAAUUUCAUUUUCUAUUAUUGAUAUUUUGGAUCCGAACAAAUUCAACAGCAAAAGGGGAAACGAACUUCCCAUCGUCAAAGAGAAGUUCUCUGUGCCACAUGAGGAGGGAACAAGUUUGGAGUCGGACAGCUCUGCAGGAGGAGACUUCAGAGUGGAGCGCACGACAGCAGGUGAGGAGACAAGAGUUGAAAACUCUGCAGCUUCCAGGCAUCAUGCAGUCGUUGCUGACCCCCUCCUGCUCUCCCCACCGGCUGACACAGAGCCCUGUCUCCCCGGAGAGCAGGAUGUGGAGUCAGCCGUCUCCCUGCAGGACCCCUCACCGCACAAGCGGCGGCGCACGGACCAGGCCUGCGCCAAACCGCGACGCGCCAGAACAGCGUUCACGUACGAGCAACUGGUGGCUCUGGAAAACAAGUUCCGUGCGACUCGGUACCUGUCUGUGUGCGAGAGACUAAACCUGGCCCUGUCCUUGAGUCUGACCGAGACCCAGGUGAAAAUCUGGUUCCAGAACAGGAGGACCAAAUGGAAAAAGCAGAACCCCGGGGCGGACAGCACCUUGCAGCCCGGUUCCAACUCCCUGGUCAGUCCAAACCCGCCCACCUGUGGGACAAGCCCCGCCAGCUUCCACCAAACUUUCCCCAGCUUCAGCUCUGGGAAUGUCAUCUUCCACCAUGCCAGUGGAGUUCCGCUUUCAUCCACUGGGGGGCUCUUGCAUCCCUUCAUGUCCAGUGGUUUUGUCCAGCCAAAUUAUUUUAAUCCACAUCUAUGA